AUGUCCACUUCCGAUCCAGCACCCGCCAAAGGCGGCAAGCAGACAGUUGUCAAACCAGAGAGACCCGACGAGGAGAAAUUCAAGGCGGAAGAAGCCAAGCUCGAGAAGGCUCUCAAGGAAGCACAGGACAAAACUGUCAGUAUCCAAGAGAAACUAAACAACCGCUCCAGCAACAAGGAUUCCCCGACAGCUAAACGUCUCCAAGAGAUCAAGGCGGAACAAGAUGAGAUCAAAGCCAAGCAGGCGGGAAGCAAGAACUCCUUUGCACAGGUCCAAGAGCGCAGAAAGAAGAUUGACGAGCAAGUCAAGUCUCGCAUUGCCGAACUAAAUGCUGCCAAGGGUAAAUUGAGCUUCAAGUCGGUGGAAGAAAUUGAUCGGGAAAUCCAACGUCUUCAGAAACAAGUCGACACUGGCACCAUGAAGCUUGUCGAGGAAAAGAAGAAUCUCAAUGAGAUUACGAAUCUAAACAAACAACGCAAGAAUUUCGCCGGAUUCGAACAACAACAAAAGGCCAUUGACGACUUGAAGGCUCAAAGCGCAGAACAAAGCAAGCAACUGAACGACCCCGAGCGCAAAGCACUCAACGAUCGCUUCACUGCGCUGAAGAACGAAGCCGACGAGCUAUAUGGGCAGUCUCGUUCCGCCCAGAAGGAUCAGAAUGCUAUUUGGGAAGAGAGGAACAAAGCGAGGACUGUCCAGAAUGAGAAAUUCGCUGCGCUAAGAAAACUUCGUGACGAGUACCACGGCGCCCUGAGAGAAGCAAAGAAUUACGAGCGCGAAGCACGUAAGAUCAGGAACGAAAAGUACAAGGCUGAGCAGGAUGCCUACCAUGCUCAGAAGAGAAAGCAAAACGCCGCCACCAAGCUAGAGGAAGCAAGUGCUCCAGCGUACUCGAACGAGAUCAUCAUCGCCGAAGGUCUCAUUCGUUACUUCGACCCAUCAGCACUCCCAGCUAAGACGGAAGCUGCACCAAGCAAGUUCGCUGCUUCGGCAGGGGGUCGUGCGGUCGACACCAAAGGUUUCGAAGGCAUGAAGGUCGCGAAGAAGGAUGAUGAGGAUUACUUCCAAGGCACUGGUGGAAAGAAGGGCAAGAAAGGCAAGACAACCACUGCCGCAACCAAGUAUUCUCUCGAUAUCGGGACCAUCGAUGAGCUGGGAAAAGUUGGCGUCAAUCCUCCGUCUUCCCAAGCGGAGGUUCCUGGUGUUGUUGAGAAGCUCAAGGAGAAACUUGCGCACUGGAAGUCGGAUCAGAAACGAGCAACUGAUGAGAACAUCGCCAAGGCCCAAAAGGAAAUCGACCGUCUCGAAGCUGAGGAAGCCAAUGGAGGCAGUCGUGAUGCAGCUACGAAGCCAGCCCAAGCCAACCAGGGUGUCAACGGCAAGCCUUCUGCAGAGGCAGAACUACAGCAAGAGAAGGAUGCGGACGCAGACGUCGCCGCUGAGUUGGAGAAGGCCAAGAUCGAGGACGCCUCCGAGACCUCAUAG
Molecule: messenger RNA, 1485 nt
Organism: Pseudovirgaria hyperparasitica
Lineage: Eukaryota; Fungi; Ascomycota; Dothideomycetes; Acrospermales; Acrospermaceae
Exons: 3
Coding region: 1-1485 (494 amino acids)
Biological process (GO): intracellular mRNA localization
Cellular component (GO): nuclear outer membrane-endoplasmic reticulum membrane network; endoplasmic reticulum; ribonucleoprotein complex
Molecular function (GO): mRNA binding
Source: RefSeq, a predicted model, not a curated record